This is a messenger RNA of Synchiropus splendidus (mandarinfish), 2752 nucleotides long. It is a transcript of the gene stard7, whose product is annotated as StAR-related lipid transfer (START) domain containing 7. The transcript is spliced from 20 exons. Lineage: Eukaryota; Metazoa; Chordata; Actinopteri; Syngnathiformes; Callionymidae. Gene Ontology annotation, molecular function: lipid binding. The record is from RefSeq and is a predicted model, not a curated record. Bases 41 to 1429 code for a protein of 462 amino acids.
UUCAAAACAACAACAAGUCUGGAAGGAGACUGGCGACAAGAUGAGAAACCUCAUCCCAAUGUUUGGUCUCUUUGCUCUGGCAGCAGUUCACUGCGCUCUGUCAGCAUCUCUGGAAUCAGAUGAGAAGAUGGAAAAAGUCCACAAAGACGAUGGGUUAACUAAACUGCUGAAAAUAGAUCAGAUGGAGUUUGAAGCAGCUCAGAGAGCUGAAGCUGCUCAGAUGAAUGUCACCGGCGAGCAGCAGGAGGACGGACGCUACCUGGAGGCGGAUCGAGACGUCGCUGUGGAGGAGCGCGCUGCAGUGGAGGUGACGACCACAGUGGGAGGCGCGGCGGCUGACGUCACGUCACAUGAGUCAGAGUCGUCAGAAGAAGCAGACGGGAGACAGAGACGUGAGCACCACGAGGAUGUCACGGUGAUCAGUUUGGUGGAGGUGCGCGAGGACACAGUCAGUGUCGAAGGCCAGCGCAUACGGCGUGCCUGUCAGAUUGGGGAACUAUACUCGAACCUGUACUCGGACCGGACCAAGUGGACCCUGGUGGGCAGCAUAUGGCGCCGAUUGCAGAGCAAGCACGCCCCGACCGGCCGACUGAUCGCGGCCCUGGCCGGCGUCUUCAUGUGGGACAACGAGAAGAUCAAAGACGAGGAAAUACACAGAUGUGGACUCGAGCUUGAGGCUUUGGAAGCUGCAAAAAACACAAAUUCGCCGUCUCGUCCAGCAGCUGGGCAGCUAGACUCUGACUGGGAAGUUGUGAUUGAGAAAAAGGACUUUAAAGUUUGGAAGCGCCCGAUUGCUAACAGUCACCUUUAUGAAUACAGAGUUUUGGGAUCCUACAAUGAUGUUACUCCGAGACAGUUCUUCAACGUGCAGUUGGAUACCGAGUACAGGAAGAAGUGGGAUUCUCUGGUCAUCAAGCUGGAUGUGGUGGACAGAGAUGUGAACACAGGGUCCGAGGUGGUGCACUGGGCCACCCACUUUCCUUAUCCCAUGUACUCCAGGGACUAUGUGUACGUGCGUCGCUAUGAUGUUGAUAUUGAUAACAAUCUGAUGAUCCUGGUGUCAAGAGCCGUGCAGCAUCCACGAGUUCCCGAGACGCAGGAUUUUGUCCGAGUUCAUUCAUACCAGUCAAAGAUGGUCAUUCGUCCCCACAAGUCCUUCGACGAGAAUGGAUUCGACUACCUGCUGACAUACAGCGACGACCCUCAGACAGUCUUUCCUCGGUACUGUGUGAGCUGGAUGGUGUCUAGUGGAAUGCCUGAUUUUCUGGAAAAGCUGCACACAGCUGCCUUGAGAGCCAAAAACCUGGAAGUCGGCAUCCAGGACUAUGUUAGCGUUAUUAAGUCAAGCGACAUGAACCGGCAGGUGAACCAGGAGCGUCACCCUGGAGAGAACACCCACACAGGUGGACCUGGCCAGAUCUACGCUUGAACAUUGCGUUUAUAUAGUCUGAGUCAUGUUGGUGCAUUUUUCAUUUGCACUUGAUCCAGAAUUGAACCCUCCAAACCCAAUUUUUUUUUUAGUGUGUCGUCGAUCAGUUGUCUCAAGAAGCAGCAGUCUUUUUCUCAGUCAGUUCACUGCUGCCACCAGAGUCUUUUUUUGACUGCUCAGUUAGCACUUUUAUACGUAGCCAGCUAAUGCCAUACAAUGACUUUUUGACGUCUUCUGUUAGCUUUGUUAUACAACAGGUGUUAAAGCCCGAAUUCCCGACAGAAGUUUCUGCCAAAGCACUGUGUACAGGGCUUCCAUUCUUUGCCAAGGCUCAACUAAAAUGAUUUUUCUGUAGGGUCGCUGUUGGAUCAAUCUGAUUUCAACAAGUUUCAACAAAAGGAGGAGUUUUUUGGCACUUGCCGAAAUGAGAACGCUGGUUCAAUUUCAAAGCGACUCACCUCUUUGCUGCCUGAAAUAUACCGAAUGGGACUGAAAUGUUCAUCAUUAAAAGAAAGCUAAUGUUUGAAAUGUUACACAUGUUUUGUCCAGUACAGUGCAGGUCUCAUCGUCUGUUCAGUGUUGACAAAACAGCCUUCAGCAGAUAAACCAGUCCUUCAACAUCAGGGGCAAAGUGUCUUAAAAACAACCACACAAACCCUCAGAUACUAAUGCACUUCUGUUUAUGUUGGUUCCACGUUCUAAUCCUGGCUCAAAAGAAUGCUCAUGAUAAUCUGCUCCUCCCUAUUUGCACUUGAAAUAGAAAAUGAAACGAUAACAUUUCACAUUAAUUUCUGUACAUUUUUUUAUAUGGUUUGCUCUGAAUUAGCCUCAGUCUCAACACAUGCCUGGACUGUCUCUGCACGCUUAUCGAUCAUCUACAUGAAGCUGCACAUCAGUGUGAUCUCAAAUCUCCCCCCCGUUGUUUCUGUUCUUCCAUUGUCAAGUGUGUUCAGAUGGCGUUUCGGAUACAUUUGCCUACAUGUACAAGAUACCAUUUACAGCCUAAAAAUAUUGCAAACCAGCUUGAUACCAUAAGACACAUCAAGUGAUCUAACAUGAGAAGGAACAAACAUUCGAUCCUUUCAUCUCAUUGUUGGAUGAAACUGAGACUGAAGAUGUUCAUACUGUGUAAACAUAGCUAAUGUUUCCUAUGUGUCACCUGCGAAUGUACUGCUCGGGUUUCUGUGUGCGCAGUAUCUCAAGGAUGUUCACUCCUUCAGAAAUAACCUUGGGGUGAUGAUCAUGGUGUGACGAUAUGAGAUGAUGCGCGUGUAGCUGUGUGAACUAAUGAAAGAAUAAAGUGAUCUUCACAUGAAUGAAGUC